CUAAAUCUAUCAGACUCUGUUUGGAGCUCACUAAAAAGGCCGUUUUUCUCUCUCACUCUCUGUGAUUUUGCAAGCUAAGAAGAACAAAAGCUUAAACCAUGGCAAUGCUUGUUCUUCUCUUGCUCUCAUCUCUAGCGGUUCUGAGCCCUCCAUCGGAGGCAAGGCUCUAUAACAACUACUACGCUAGGAAAUGCCCCAGCUUCAACAAGAUCAUUCAGGAUACCAUCACCAACAAGCAGAUCACCAACCCCAGCACCGCCGCCGCCACUCUCCGCCUCUUCCUUCAUGACUGUUUCGUCACCGGCUGCGAUGCAUCUACCCUCAUCACCUCCACCCCUUUCAACACCGCCGAGCGAGAUGCCGACAUCAACUUGUCUCUCCCCGGAGACGCCUUCGAUGUCGUCGUCAGAGCCAAGACUCAGCUCGAGCUCACCUGCCCCGGCGUCGUUUCAUGUGCCGACAUUCUCGCCGCUGCGACCCGCGACCUGGUCACCAUGGUCGGUGGUCCUUAUUACAACGUCGGUUUGGGCCGCAGAGACGGCCAAGUCUCCAAAGCUUCCCUUGUUGAAGGCAAUCUACCUAGGCCCACCAUGUCCAUGGACCAAAUCAUUCAAAUCUUCGCAUCGAGGGGUUUCUCCGUCCAAGAAAUGGUGGCUUUGAGCGGUGCUCACACCAUUGGGUUCUCGCACUGUAAGGAAUUCAUCUCCGGGAUCUAUAACUACAGCAAAACAGAACAGACCGAUCCGCAAUACAACCCGAGAUUCGCAACCGGCUUGAAGAGUGCCUGUGCUGAUUACCCGAAGAACCCAACAUUGUCGGUUUUCAACGACAUAAUGACUCCGAACAAGUUCGACAACUUAUAUUUCCAGAACCUGCCAAGGGGUUUGGGUGUACUGAAAUCCGAUCACGGCCUCAACAAUGACCCGAGGACGAAGCCGUUUGUGGGGUUGUACGCCAGCAAUCAGACCGAGUUCUUUCAGGCAUUUACUCGAGCAAUGGAGAAGCUCAGCCUCUACGGAAUCAAAACCGGAAGGCAAGGAGAGAUUAGGCGCAGGUGCGAUGCGUUUAAUUAAAAAUUAAAUAUAUUUAAUUUAUAUUAAAAGAAGAAAAAAGAAAAAGGAACCAAUUCAAAAGAGUUAAAAUGUUUAUUUUGACUUUGUCUUUUGAGUGGUUAGCUAGUGCCUAGUGUUGGUGAUGGUGAUUGGUUAUGGGAGAGAGUGAGGAUGGAGGGCGAUUGCCCUACUUGUUUGGGUUUGUUGGGUAAUUUGCCUUUUUUAUGUAUACAUGUUUUGUAUCAGCCGGGAUAUUUGUUAAACCUUCAAUAUACAUAUUUUUAUUUCUUUA
Ziziphus jujuba (common jujube) is the source of this 1344-nucleotide messenger RNA. RefSeq names its product peroxidase 31. The record is from RefSeq and is a predicted model, not a curated record. NCBI's taxonomy places the organism in Eukaryota, Viridiplantae, Streptophyta, Magnoliopsida, Rosales, Rhamnaceae. Bases 99 to 1073 code for a protein of 324 amino acids. Gene Ontology annotation, molecular function: heme binding; peroxidase activity. The transcript has a single exon. Gene Ontology annotation, biological process: hydrogen peroxide catabolic process; response to oxidative stress.